GCAGCAAGCCCAGCUGCCCCUGGGCCUGUUCACACUUGAAAACUUCCUGCGAUGAGAGCGGAAACACAGGUGCUGUCCCCACCACAACAGCCCCCAGAGCUGGCCGGGGGAGCCAUGGACAGGCCCCGGGCCCUGGUCCUGCUCUUGGCGCUGCUGACACUCUGCAUCACUGCAGGGACCCCUGAGGUGUGGGUGCAAGUUGAGAUGGAGGCCACCAAGUCCCUGUCCUUCACUGUCCGCUGUGGAUUCCUGGGAUCUAGUGCUAUCUCCCUAGCAACUGUGAGUUGCGGGGGCCGCGAUGGUGCCGGAGGGACCAAGCUGGCUGUGUUGCACCCAGAAUUCGGCAUCCAGCAGUGGCCUCCUGCCCGCCAGGCCCACUGGGAAACCAGAACCACCAUCUCCCUCACCCUGGAAGGGUCUGAGGGGAGAAGCCCCAGUCCCAACACCACCUUCUGCUGCAAGUUUACUUCCUUCCCUGAGGGCUCCCAGGAGGCCUGUGGGAACCUUCUCCUGGGCACAGACCAAGGGCUCCCUGCUUCUACUCCAGCCCCUAUUCUGCGGGCUGAACUGGCCGGAGUCUUGGGGGUUUCAGGGGUCUUCCUCUUCGGCUGCAUCUACCUCCUCCACCUUUUGCAUCGGCAGAGGCACUGGUCUGUCACGAAGCUUCAGCCACCUCUCAGCAGCCUCCAGACACAGACACAAGCAAGGGCAGCUGGCCAGGCCUCCCUGGCCUCUCUCCACAUGCCCUAUGCCACCGUCACCACCAACUACUGCCCAGCAGCUCUGGACACAGUUCUCCAGCCCCGGCCCCUGUCUAGGUGGGUGCGGCUCCCCAUCCAUGCAGCACAGCAACCAGCCCCUUGGGCACCUCUGCCAACCUCUGCUCGAAGUAGUUUUGUCUCUGUCGAGAAUGGACUUUAUGCUCAGGCAGGAGAGAGGCCUCCCCACACAGGCCCCAACCUUAGCCCUUUCCUUGACCCUCUGGGGCCCAGAGCCAUGGAGGGGUGUUUAGGAGUUCAGUGAAAGCGUUCACUUGGCCUUCCUCCCUGCCCAGGCUUCUGGCACUACCCUCUUCUGUUGGUUUCUGUGUCCUGGGCACCCAUUGUCUGCACAUCUUAUUAGGCCUCCAAUAAGUGUCGCCACACAUACUCAGCCAGGGCCCACUUGCUGCGGAUGUGGUCAGUGUGUGUGCUCGUGUGGAUAUGUGUGGGUACGUGUGUGUGUGUGAGAGAGGUAACAAAACCCCAUCCCAGGUUGUUUCCUGUUUUCAAGUUCCCAGCCCUCCCAGGUGAUGUUGAUAACUAAGUCAACAAAAAUGGUUUAUCUGGGAUCUUGGCUAGGCCUUUUCUUCUUUGGGAGGUUAAGAGGCAAUUUCAACCCCUGGGAGGCAGGGGCCAGGUUAGAAUUGGA
Pteropus alecto (black flying fox) is the source of this 1410-nucleotide messenger RNA. It is a transcript of the gene PVRIG, whose product is annotated as PVR related immunoglobulin domain containing. The record is from RefSeq and is a predicted model, not a curated record. Lineage: Eukaryota; Metazoa; Chordata; Mammalia; Chiroptera; Pteropodidae. Gene Ontology annotation, molecular function: signaling receptor activity. Gene Ontology annotation, biological process: negative regulation of T cell receptor signaling pathway. Gene Ontology annotation, cellular component: plasma membrane.